AUGGCUCUCGACAUCCGUCGUGGUAAGCGCAGUCUUGGUGAGAAGCUCGUCCCAUCUGUCUUUGGCGCAAAGCUGCAUGAGCUUCUUCACAAGAUGAAGAGCCUAGAGGUGCUGCUAAACAGAGUGUGGCAUGGCAUUGGUAGCCUGGGUCCUGUGUCCGGAAUCAUGAUGAACAACUUCUCUGAAGUCAAAGUUGGUCAGGCUGUCAACAUUGCCAGUAUUGUCUACACUGCGCAUGGCAUCGACGAGAAUCACGACGUCUCUUUCAAUCUCAAACGUAAAAGCCAUGAGCUUUCCCAAAACCAACCGACGAGAAAGCCUGAGAUCGGAAGUAUCCUCCGAGAUCACUUUGAAACUCGAUCAAACUAA
Aureobasidium namibiae CBS 147.97 is the source of this 369-nucleotide messenger RNA. RefSeq lists its product as uncharacterized. Bases 1 to 369 code for a protein of 122 amino acids. Lineage: Eukaryota; Fungi; Ascomycota; Dothideomycetes; Dothideales; Saccotheciaceae. The record is from RefSeq and is a predicted model, not a curated record. The transcript has a single exon.